AUGCCCUCAGAUGGCUGUUCCAAUGCCGAUACAGUAUCAUCAAGCAGGCCUCCUAAAACUGUUGGAACCAGGACUGUUAAAGCUGCUGACGCCCCGACAGGCGAGCACGGAAGUGCUUCCGAGAAUGACGCAAAGUACCUUGAAAAUGGAGAUAAGGAACAGACAGAGGAGGAUAUGGUCAUUGUUGACUGGGAUGGACCCUCCGAUACUUCAAACCCGAAAAAUUGGCCAUACCGCACGAAAUGGGUGGCGACGCUCGUCGUGUCAUCGUUCACCUUCAUAUCACCUGUCUCGUCGGCAAUGAUUGCACCUGCAAGCGACCAGGUAGCCCAUGACUUUGGAAUAACGAACGAUGUGCUUAUAGCUAUGACGACAAGCGUCUUCCUGCUGGGUUAUGCUUGGAACACCGGAUGUGGCUUCGCAAAAAAUGCAACCCAGUUGCUUCUGUUCAGAUUCCUAGCUGGAGUGGGGGGAGGUGCACCUCUGGCGAUUGGGGGAGGGGUUCUUGGAGAUAUCUGGCUCUCGGAAGAGAGGGGUAAAGCAAUUGCGGUAUACUCACUUGCUCCCUUGCUUGGACCAGCAAUAGGACCAGUUUGUGGAGGCUGGAUUGCUGAGCGAUCGACAUGGCGGUGGGUAUUUUGGUCUACGAGCUUGGUUGAUGUCAUAGUACAAGUUACAGGGUUGUUCUAUCUUCGAGAAUCUUAUGCGCCAGUUCUACUCGAGCGCAAAGCGGAUCAGAUACGAAAACGCAUGGAUAUAGAACGUGAGCCCCAGAGGCUGGUGCGGACAGUUUUCGAUUCUGCUGGAGACUCACGGACGUAA
Psilocybe cubensis is the source of this 822-nucleotide messenger RNA. RefSeq lists its product as uncharacterized. Gene Ontology annotation, biological process: transmembrane transport. NCBI's taxonomy places the organism in Eukaryota, Fungi, Basidiomycota, Agaricomycetes, Agaricales, Agrocybaceae. Bases 1 to 822 code for a protein of 273 amino acids. The transcript has 6 exons. The record is from RefSeq and is a predicted model, not a curated record. Gene Ontology annotation, molecular function: transmembrane transporter activity.